AUGAUGAUGAUUCCAAGGCAAUCUUUUUGCUUCUUCUUCUCUGCUUCCUUAAUAUUAAACACUCUUGCUUCACCUACGCUCCAAAGAAAUGCACUUUUGGAGUUCAAAAACGAAUUUCCGGGCAGUGUAUCGGUCCGCAAUGAAUUGUAUGGUCUUUCACCUUUAAGUUCAUGGAACACAAGCAGUGAUGAUUGCUGUUCUUGGAAAGGUGUCACAUGCGAUGCUAAAUCCGGUGAGGUGAUAUCUCUCGUCCUUAUAUCUAUCGCUUUUAACGGCUCUUUGAAGUCAAACAGUAGUCUUUUUAAACUCCAACAUCUUCGCCACCUAAGCCUUUCCUUUUGCCUUCUGAGAGGAGAGAUCCCUUCUUCACUAGGAAACCUGUCUCACCUCAUAGAACUAGAUCUUUCUUAUAAUUACUUGGUAGGUGAAAUUCCACCUUCCAUCGGCAACCUUAAGCUAAGUGUAUUGAAUCUCGAGUCCAACCGCCUUAUAGGAAAGAUUCCACCUUCACUAGGAAACUUAUCUUGUCUCACAAGUCUUGAGCUUGGUGGAAAUUACUUGAGUGGUAACAUUCCUAUACUAGGUAGGAGCCUGCGCGUUGCGCGAAAUUAUGUUUUUAUGCAGAUUCCAUAA
Messenger RNA from Microthlaspi erraticum, 633 nucleotides. The record is from the annotation of a GenBank genome assembly. NCBI's taxonomy places the organism in Eukaryota, Viridiplantae, Streptophyta, Magnoliopsida, Brassicales, Brassicaceae.